CGUUCAUAUAAUUUAAUGUUACAAAAUAAAAAAACAGCACACCUACCCUAAGAUGUGCACGAAAACACAAGGGGACAUUAGAACCAGUUCAUCUUAGUGAAAUCUUCUUAGUGAAAUCAUCUUAGUGUCUACCUUUUCUGUAAGACGCUAUGUAAAUCAGUUGUCUGAAUUUUCAUAUUUUUUAAUUUGUUUUCAUUAUACAUUACUGAACGUUGUGAUCAAACUUUCACUUUUUUUAAUCUGAAAAUAACCUGAAAGUAACUAUAAUAUUAUAACACUUAUCUUUAAACAUUCCUUAGAUUGGAUUAAAAACCUGAACAUUUUGCUGGUAGUCUAAAAGUGUUGUAUUAUGUUGUUUCCAAGCCUUCAGUAUAUAUACAUACGUUAUAUAAUUCCUAAAAGUUUCGGCACAACAAACUUUCUGUCAAGAAGUUGUCUAGAAAUAAAUUCUAAGAUUAAAUCAAGAUUGAAAGUUAUGUCACACCAAAAUUUUUGGAGUAAUAGUUUUUUCCAUUUUGUUUUAUUUCAUGUUGAUUUAUUUACGGAAAUGAAGAAAUCAAAAAAGUGAACAUUAUUCAAGAGAAGUACACUGGAAACCUAUGUAUAAAAUAUGAUGACAAAAAAAUAGUCACAGCAGAAAUUCACCAGGAUUUAAAGUCUAUAUUAUAAGCUUAGUCCUUACCAGACAGAUUUUAACUGGUAAAUGAUAUUUGAUGCUUUCAAAUGAACAGAACUAUGGUCGAACAAGCGAUGAGCAGUGAAAUGGAUGGUUUUAAAGUUUUUGCAAAAGAAAUAGUCAACAAAAGAAUAAUAAAUGGUGGUUUAUAUUUUGAAGUCAAAUGGCAGAAUACCUGGUUGACAUCGGCGCUAGCACUUAAGAUAUGCGGCCCGGAUAUUGUCUGCUCAUUUCUGGAACGUGCUGCUGGUCAAGACAUAGGAAAUAUCAAAUCAAAUAAAACCCAAGGACAAUCACAUACGAAUGUUAUUGGUCUUUCAAAUGUGGGGACAAUACCUACCAAAGGGAAUGUUCAGAAUGACACAAGUAUAUCAACAUUAAAAGUCAAUACGACACCAAAAAGCAGAAAUAUACCACUGUCCAAAGCCAAUCUGACACCAAAGAAUAAAAAUAUGGAAUAUAACACGCAUAUUCUACCUAGUAAAAACAAGAUUCGAAACAGCACCAAUGAACUAAAAUUAAAUACUGGUGCUACAACAAAUGGUAGCAUGCAGAACGACACCAAUAUACAUACAUUAAUGUCAAAUGCAACGCUAACCAUAAGAAAUAUUGCCAAUGACACAAAUAAACCUGCAGUGACAACAACCGAUGCAAAUGUAAACAACACGCAUAGUUCACCAUGGUUAGUUUGUAUGAAGCUAGUUGAACUAAAUAAAACAAAUAUAAUACCAUCAAAAGCAACAUCGAUGAAUAGGGAUAUGCAGAACACCACAAAUAUUCCUAAAGCCUUCGCUACUCUAAUUAACGGAAAUAUACCAAACUGCACAAGUAUUUUUCCAUUAAAAGCAAGUGUAACAACGAACAAAGGGCAUAACACAAAUUUUUCACCACUAAAACUCAUUGCGACAAAAGCCAAGGGGAAUGUUCUACCUACCAUGAUCACAUCGCCUGUGAAAGGCAAUACUACACCGACCAAAAUAAUUCAACUUAAUACAAAUACACCGUCGGUAAAAGACAACGUUACACCAACUAAAGGAUUACAACACAACACAAAUGCACCGCUGGUUAAAGACAAUACUACACCAACCAAAAAAUUACAACUCCACACAAAUGCACCACUGGUUAAAGACAAUGCUACACCAACUAAAGGAUUACAACACAACACAAAUGCACCACUGGUUAAAGACAAUGCUACACCAACUAAAGGAUUACAACACAACACAAAUGCACCGCUGGUUAAAGACAACGUUACACCAACUAAAGGAUUACAACACAACACAAAUGCACCGCUGGUUAAAGACAAUACUACACCAACCAAAAGAUUACAACUCCACACAAAUGCACCACUGGUUAAAGACAAUGCUACACCAACUAAAGGAUUACAACACAACACAAAUACACCCCCGGUUAAAAAGAACGUUACACCUACCAAAAGAUUGCAACACAACAAGAAUGUAGAGCCAGUAAAAGACAAUACUAUACCGAUCAAAAUAAGUACACAAAAUUCUCAAACUCAAAAAACUGAACAUGGUGGAACUAUUGACUUCCAAAUUUCAUCCUUACCACAGAAUUCAUUAAUGCAGUCUACAUUUCCUGCAUCUUCUCUUACAGCGCUGGUAAUACAAAGAAGUAUGGUGUCGUCCAAUCAUUACUCUGAAGCGUUAUAUGUCUCACCAGACCAUGAUUAUGUUUGCACUAAUAUACUGGGAAGCAAUGCAGAAUCAGGUUUCAUUACCACUUGGAGCCAUGGUAAAAUACAAGAGUGUUUAAUGAAAGCAGCUGUUUCUUCAACACUGUCCACGACUUCGCAUGUAAUAAAGGAUUGUGUUUCUAUAUGUGGUGAAAGUUCUCAAUUAAACACGUCUUCAAUGUAUAAAGAAGGACAUGUAAACAUUGGCUUAUCAAAAAAUACGGAGCUAGGUAUGAAACUAUCAAUUUGUACUUCCACGGCUAAAUCUUGCGCACAAUCAAUGCACUUGGGCGUUUUUAAACGGAAAUUACGAUCGACUGCUUCCGUGUCUUCCUCAAUAUCAGCACCCAUCAAAAGAUCUAUAAAUUCGCAAUUCGCAUCACCCAUUUCUCAAAAGAAUGUACCUACUUCACUUAGUCUUGUGGGUAGCAGUAUAAUAUCAAAUCCCAAGUCACGCCCAAUUUUCAUAGUACCAAACUCUGUUUUCGACGGCAGAGCUGUGUUAAAAGAAAAAUCUCCAUCAAAACUGAGUUGGAAAACGCUUUCAAAAGCUACGCAGAAUAUCAUACUGGAUAAGUUGUCUCAGUCUCUUGUUUUGCAGCAAUCGGAAGCAGACACAAUUAGUACGUGCUCACCAAUUAUAACAACAACAACACCGUUAAAAAUAAGCUAUAAUAACGUGACACAUAGUUUGGUAUCGUUGCAUGAAAGUAUCAAAUCGGUAACCAUCUUUAAAAAUCACCAGCUCCUAUCUGAAUUUGAUCCCGUUUAUAAAAGCAGAGCAGAGUUAAGCCCUUUGGAGAAGAUGCAAAUAGCACAUGGAACCUUUCAGACUGAGAGCAUAUCAAAUCAGCGUACGACGACAAGUGCGUUGGAGAGUGCGGUGGAGAGUGCGGUGGAGAGUGCAAGCAACGUUUUGUCUGCGUUGUAUUGUAAAUACUGCGACAAAACCUUUUCUCAUAGAAGACAGUUUCAGUAUCACGAUAAAACGUAUUGUAAACGGAAUAAAGUCGAAGACAGCAAGAAAACCGUUGGUGGUCAUAAAGAACUGACACCUUUUCAGGACGUGAAGUGGUCUCCACUUGAUAAUGAGCCGAUUUUGCCACUAGCAGGUUUUGAACAUUUACUGGCCAACGAGAAAGUGUACGACUCUGAUAAUCAUAUGUCAUACACAGAAACGAACGAACAAGUUUCAAAAUCUUGUUUUACUUUAUCGGCAUAUAGUACAGGCGCAGCUACGCCCGCUGCUGACUGUUGUAAAAUUGCUGAUGUGAUUGAGUCAGGCGAUAGUAGACAAGACCUUGCUAAGGAAGACGUUAAUCCUGUUGCCUCUAUACCAUAUGAUCUUUCAGAAAACACACCUUACGAAUUGAACAAGUGUUAUAUCAACAAUAACAGUACACCAGUUCUACAGAAACCGCGAAGUAAAAGAAAGAAAAGUCCUAUCAUUGAUAAAGCUGUUGAUAUUCAAGCGAUAGUGUACGGUAAACGACGGCGUAAAAAACCGACUACAUUGACGGACUACGAGUUGGCUGAAAAUGUAAAGGGUAGAAAAUUGCUAGAUGAGCCUGCUUUAUCAGGGGAAAGUAAAAACACGAUAAAAAAAGAGAAGAACAGCUCUGUUCCUAUUGUUAAAGAAGUGAAAAAAACUCUAACGAAGAGUCACACGAUGGGUAAAAACCUUAAAACAAGACUUUUGAAAAUUGUGGAGACUGAAAUUGAGACCAGCAUAGCAGAACAAACAUCACGUGACGGCAAUAUGAUUACGUCAGAACAAGAUUUCGCAAAAACAAGAAUUAAAAGAAAUUGUGGUAAAAGUCUAAGAAGUGAAUUGGGCUGUAGCAUUUCUUCUGUGCAUAAACAUGACUGCGUUAGUGGCCAGAAAAAACUAGCUUUAAAAACAUCAAUGAAGGGUCAGAAAAAAUCAGAAGGGAGAAAAAGGAAUUUAAAAGCCGUAGGGAGAGCCAAAAAGGGAUUGAAAUUAAUAAGGAAAACAAAAAAAUGGAAGCAAGAGAGAUCAUCAAAUAAAACCAUAAAUGUUGAUAGGAAAAAUUUACUCUCUUCUUCUGCGGAGCCUAAAAAAAGUAAAAUCUUGACAUAUGACGUCAUACAGAGCUCAACCACAAGGCGAGGUAGGGAAUACAAAAGCUUUGUUAUUGAUAUCUGUAAAAAUUUGGGAGCAAACUCGUCGACCGGUGUAAUUGACAACGUUAAAUGCAACCCGCCUAACAUAGCGAAGAAUGCCCUCGUCACUGAUGUUAAUUCUGUAAACUCUGAUUUGCCAAACUGCAUAGCACUAGAAACAAAAAAAGUUCUGAUUGCUAAUGGAUGUGAAAAUUUUAAAUCAAACUCGUCGACCGGUGUAAUUACCAACGUGGAAUGCAACCCGCUUAACAUAACGAAGGAUGUUCUAGCCACGGAUGUGAAUCCUGUAAACUCUGAUGAAAUUAUAAACCAGGAUAACUUGCAACGCGAUAAUCACUCACGGGAUGAAGUAAUGUUUUGUGAUGAUAACGUCAGUGAUGAUCGAGACAAAACGAGUUUAAAUAAAAGAAGCCAGACUCGAUCCAUCAACAAUAAAAUUGAGUCUUGUACGUCACCGUCAGAGAAAGAAAGUAGAUAUUGCGAUUUGCCUUGGACUCGAUUACUCAAGAAGGAUGCCACAAAUUACUGGCUGAAACAAAGGAACUUGGCUAGCGGUAACAUUCAAGAAUUUUCUAUACCUCUGAAUACACAGUACGAGUUAAGAAGAAAAGCGAAUAAAGAUGGAGUUAAUAUUCUGUGACCGUGUUAUUUCCUAUGAAUUUCGUUUUUAUGAUUUAUUUUUUCUUCAACUGUUAUUAAUCAUUUGUUUUGUUUUGUUCUUUAACCAUAUGUUUUUCUUUUGGAAACAUAAUUCUAAAUGAUGUUUCAGACAUUCGUAAAUUAUAUUUCAAAUGGAAGGCUACCUUUAAUAUAAAUUAGACAUUUCAAGCAUUUAAGUUCGUAAACAUAGAUACGGAUGUAUAUUUAGGAUUUAAGCCAGCCUAUCCACAUAAAAUUUAGGUAAGGAAGUUGGAAUUUGAAUCUUUUGACAAAAACCCUGCAAUUUCGCGCAACUCAAGGACAGAUGAAAUAUUUCUUGCCAUGUUGUUUUUCUUAUUAUCUGUAUAGUUUUUACUUUUUAACUAAUUAGUCCUAUCUUUAUGGGGUUUUGCGGUCAUUUUUAGCUAGUUAUAUUUGCAUAUUUUUAGCUAGUUGUAUUUGCAUAUUUUUUAUAUACUUAUAUUUUUAGCUAGAUAUAUUUGCAUAUUUUUAGCUAGUUUUAUUUGCAUAUUUUUAGCUAGAUAUAUUUGCAUAUUUUUAGCUAGUAUUUGCAUAUUUUUAGCUAGAUUUUCAUUUCACCUAUUUUUUAUGUUUAUAUAUUUACAGGUCAAUUAUUUUAAAUAAAGACCAGAUUACAUAGUUUUUUAAAGAGUUUUGGAAUACCGAAUUUACAAUGUGUUAGUUUAGGUACCGUAUAGAUUCUGAGGAGUAUUGUCGAGUGCCGUAUGUCAGUGCUAUAACCUUUUUGACACUUACUAUGCCGGUUCUAACGUAACACCGGAGCGUUUCACAUCGGAAAAAAGUCAAAACCGGAGCCAAAAUCUUUUUUUUAGUUUAACGUUCGUAUUGGACUUUUUGUCACCAUACGCCAAACACGACUCGGACUUGAAGUUUUUUUGUGCACAGAGAAAGUUUCAUGAAAGUUACUUGCAUGUAGGUAUUUUCUGAUGUAGAUCUGGCCAAGAAUGGUCGAGAGUGGUCAUAAAAAUAAAUGUGUAAUUCUAAAUAGUCAUUCAGGAAUCUUGAAUGAAUAAUUCUGUAUGAACUUUUUCGAAGUUAACAAACGAAAAUAUUUUACACUUGAGUAAAGAUGUUUUAUAAAGUGAUUAUAUUGAGAAAGAUAUUUAUAUAUUUAUAUUACGGAGAAACUUUCAGUAUUUAUUAUAUAUAUUUGAUAAGAUUCUUUUUUUAUUCUUUUGUAAAAAAUGUGCUUAUUUUGGCGCCUUUUUGCAUCGCUUUUAGUAUUGGUCUUCUUUAGGGCUUCUACUUCUUUUACAAUCUAGACUGCUUAUUCGUAGAAAUGAUUGUAGCGUAAAAGUACCGAAAUGAUCUACAGCGAAUCGAAUAAUUUGAAAUGUUCUCGCACACUGUUUAUUUUUGGUUGGUUUUAUUGUUGUUUUGUUAAAAUUCUGUUGAUGUAUAUUUCUGACGACAUGCUUGCUUACAAUACAUUUUCUUACGAUA
Hydractinia symbiolongicarpus is the source of this 6635-nucleotide messenger RNA. RefSeq lists its product as uncharacterized. Lineage: Eukaryota; Metazoa; Cnidaria; Hydrozoa; Anthoathecata; Hydractiniidae. The record is from RefSeq and is a predicted model, not a curated record. Bases 724 to 5151 code for a protein of 1475 amino acids. The transcript is spliced from 6 exons.